GAUUGUACUUUGGAGUGAUGGUCCAGUGUAUGUCUGACAGGAUGUCACAGAAAGUUGGGAUAGCGCUAGUUAUUUUGUUUUUACUGCACUGGGACUUCCAGUUUGGCUCUGGAGCCCCCGCUCCAGGCACAGGCUCGGUGUUUCUCUCCAGUCCAACAGCUGACAGCGUCCUGCGGAGACACAAACGUUACAAUUCUGGUUUCUUUGAGGAACUGCUGAAGGGCAACUUGGAGCGAGAGUGUUUAGAAGAAAAAUGUGACCUGGAAGAGGCAAGAGAGACCUUUGAGAAUAAUGAAAAGACAAUGGCGUUCUGGGUGGGAUACAUGGAUGGCAAUCAGUGCAAGUCAAGUCCGUGUCUGAACCAGGGGUCAUGUGAGGCCCACCUGGGCUACUACACAUGCGCGUGUGUGUCUGGUUUUACAGGAAUGAACUGUGAGAUUGUCAUAGCAAAAAGAUGUGAUGUGAACAAUGGAGAUUGCACACACUUCUGCGACUCAAUGGAAACUUUUGGGGCAAAAUGCUCCUGUGCACCUGGUUAUAGGCUGAUGCAGGAUGGGGUCAGCUGUGAAGCAGAAGUUGAAUUUCCUUGUGGCAGAACUGCACUGACCCAAACCAACACAUUUAGAAGGUCUCUCUUCAUCCCUGAGAAUGAAACUGUAGAGCAUAACUCUUCACUGACCAACACGACAUCUACUACAGCCCCUCCCUCGACACCAGCCAGUACUACAGAGAAGUUUCUUACCACAAAUGAUUCUAUAGUUAAAGGUUUUCUAAAGAAGCUGCCUCUGUGGGCACAGAAUAAUUCUGAAAUCCCUUCAGAGGAUCCGCCUAAGGCUUUAAAACGCAUUGUUGGUGGGAGGGAGGUCCUUCCAGGAGAGAUCCCAUGGCAGGUGGCACUGAUAGCUUAUCCCAGUGGUCAUCUAUUUUGUGGGGGCUCCAUCCUCAAAGAGCGCUGGAUUAUCACCGCUGCUCAUUGCCUAGUGGAGAGAAAGGGCUCAUUCUUGGUCAGAGUAGGGGAGCAUAACAUUUUCAUUAAAGAAGAGAGAGAGCAGGAUUAUGAGGUGUUGAAGCAGCACAUACAUCCACGCUACAACGCAAGUCUUAGCUUGUACAACCAUGACAUUGCCAUGCUCCAUCUCAAAAACCCCAUCGCCUUCUCCACAACGGUGCGGCCCAUCUGCAUUGGGCCCAUGGCUUUCACUGAGACCUUAGUGAAGGUGUCAUCCCCUGCUACAGUCAGCGGUUGGGGGCGCACACGCUUCCUUGGAUCCACGACUAGCACACUGCAAAAGGUGGAGGUUCCCUUUGUAGACCGGACGGAGUGCAAGUACAGCAGCAGUGCCAGGAUCACCCCGGUCAUGUUCUGUGCUGGAUACUACGAUGUAGAAAAAGAUGCUUGUCAGGGCGAUAGUGGAGGUCCUCACACAAACAGCAUUCAUGACACAUGGUUCCUGACAGGGAUUGUAAGUUGGGGGGAGGACUGUGCAAAAGAAGGGAAAUAUGGCGUGUACACCCGGAUAUCUGUUUAUUACCGCUGGAUAAACCAUGUUAUGGGGUUAACUAAACACAGACUAGCAUCUGAUGUGGAAGACCCUGAAUACUGACUACGAUUUUAGAAAUUGAAAAUGCAAAUGUUUAAAUAUUCUCCAUGUUAAAUAUAGUUAACUAGCUUAAAAAAACAUGCAAGCUGUUUUUCAAUUAAAUGUUUUUU
Melanotaenia boesemani (Boeseman's rainbowfish) is the source of this 1711-nucleotide messenger RNA. RefSeq names its product coagulation factor IXa (gene f9a). Gene Ontology annotation, biological process: proteolysis; blood coagulation. Gene Ontology annotation, cellular component: extracellular region. The record is from RefSeq and is a predicted model, not a curated record. NCBI's taxonomy places the organism in Eukaryota, Metazoa, Chordata, Actinopteri, Atheriniformes, Melanotaeniidae. The coding region runs from base 18 to 1604 and encodes 528 amino acids. Gene Ontology annotation, molecular function: serine-type endopeptidase activity; calcium ion binding. The transcript has 8 exons.